AUGCCUCUCAACGACAACCGCGCCCUGCGCAUCCUCGACCAUGCCGCCGAGAACCACUACGCCGUACCAGCAAUGUGCUGCUACAAUGUCGAAGGCAUCCUAGCUACCGUCCGAGCCGCCGAAGCCAAGCGCUCCCCAGCUAUGAUCCUCCUAUUUCCCUGGGCAGUGCACUACGCAGAUGGCAUCCUCGUACACGCCGCCGCCGAAGCCGCGCGCAAAGCCUCGGUCCCCGUCACCGUGCACAUGGACCACGCGCAAACACCGGAGAUCAUCCGCUACGCAGCGGAUCUGGGUGGCUUCGACAGUAUCAUGGUUGACAUGUCGCACUACGAGAAGGCGGAGAACCUGGCGCUGACGCGGGAAUUGGUUGAGUACUGCCAUGCGCGGGGGAUCGCCACUGAGGCGGAACCCGGCCGGAUUGAAGGUGGAGAAGAUGGGGUUGCGGACACGGCGGAUUUGGAGGGGUUGUUGACGACUCCCGAGGAGAGUCAGGAAUUUGUCGAUACAGGGAUUGAUUGGCUCGCGCCUGCAUUUGGAAAUGUUCAUGGCGAAUAUGGGCCGCGCGGCAUUCAGCUUGAAUAUGAUAGACUUCAGUCUAUCAAUCAGGCUGUUGGAGGACAGGUGCGGCUCGUUCUACACGGUGCGGAUCCGUUUACGCAGGAGAUCUUUCAAAAGUGCAUUGAUUGUGGCGUGUCCAAGAUCAAUAUUAAUAAGGUCUUGAAUAAUCCUUAUAUUCAGGUUCAGCAGGAGAAGGCUGGCAAGGUGCCGCUGACGACGCUGUUGGAGGAGACUACGAAUGCGAUGCAGAAGGCAGUUGAGGGAUGUAUUGAUCGGUUGGGCUCUGGUGGAAGAUACCCUUGA
Messenger RNA from Penicillium waksmanii, 861 nucleotides. RefSeq names its product class II fructose-bisphosphate aldolase. The transcript has a single exon. The record is from RefSeq and is a predicted model, not a curated record. Lineage: Eukaryota; Fungi; Ascomycota; Eurotiomycetes; Eurotiales; Aspergillaceae. Gene Ontology annotation, molecular function: zinc ion binding; aldehyde-lyase activity. Gene Ontology annotation, biological process: carbohydrate metabolic process. The coding region runs from base 1 to 861 and encodes 286 amino acids.